Ctenocephalides felis (cat flea) is the source of this 655-nucleotide messenger RNA. RefSeq names its product dynamin-like 120 kDa protein, mitochondrial. The transcript is spliced from 6 exons. Lineage: Eukaryota; Metazoa; Arthropoda; Insecta; Siphonaptera; Pulicidae. Bases 134 to 655 code for a protein of 173 amino acids. The record is from RefSeq and is a predicted model, not a curated record.
GGUUCAAUUUGGAAACUGAAUGGAAGAACAAUUUCCCAAGAUUGCGAGAACUGGACAGAGAUGAAUUAUUUGAGAAAGCGCGAGGAGAAAUCUUGGAUGAAAUAAUUAAUCUAUCACAGGUAUCACCUAAACAAUGGGAGCUGCUACUCAUGCAAAAAAUUUGGGAAAAAAGUAUCGACCCAUGUAUUUGAGAACAUUUAUUUACCAGCUGCCACAAACCGGAAGCACAAGUAAUUUCAAUACGACUGUUGAUAUUAAAUUGAAACAAUGGGCGGAACAAGCGUUGCCUGCAAAAUCUGUUGAAACAGGCUGGGAGACGCUACAAGUAGAGUUUGAACAAUUUAUGAAAAAAGCUCAACAGUUACCAGACCACGAUGGAAUAUUUGAUAAUUUAAAAGCUGCUGUUGUCGAUGAAGCGAUGAGAAGACAUUCGUGGGAAGAUAAAGCUUCAGAGAUGUUAAGGAUAAUUCAACUGAACACACUAGAAGACAGAUCAGUUUCGAGUAAAGCCGAAUGGGAUGAAGCAAUCAAAUUCUUAGAAAGUGCUGUCAGAGACAGAUUAGCCCACAACGAAUUGAGAUUGAGGGAGAUGUUGGGGCCCGGUACCAAGGAGAGGUGGCUCAGAUGGGAGAUCCAACACCUGAACAGGCUUUGA